GUAAAUAUAUGAAGGGACGUGAGUCGCCGCUUGCUUGGGAGCUUCUAACGGUUCUGGAUUGGAGACGCGCGCGGUGGGGAUUGCAAUAAGAGCGUCUAUAGGGAACGCACCGAUGAUACAACAUGGGUUCAAUGCUAAAUGAUGGCCGAGUGACACAUCUCCUCUUUCCUCUCCUCCUCCUCUUGCGGGUUCCCCUAUUGUUGAGCUUUGGCGAGCGUACAUGCCCCAACAGUUGUCGUUGCGAGGGGAAAACUGUUCAUUGCGACUCAUCUGGCUUCUUAGAUGUCCCGGAAAAUAUUUCCGUUGGGUGCCAGGGCCUCUCCCUGCGCUAUAAUGAACUGCACACCCUGUUACCAUAUCAGUUUGCUCACCUGGGUCAGCUUCUCUGGAUAUACUUGGACCACAAUCAGAUUUCAGCGGUCGACAGUCGAGCGUUCCAGGGAGUCCGCCGGCUGAAAGAGCUUAUAAUGAGUUCCAAUAAGAUCGUAUCUCUGCACAAUUCCACCUUUCACGGAAUUCCCAACCUCCGUAGUCUGGACUUGUCAUACAACAAGUUGGAAAUCCUGCAGCCGGGACAAUUCCAUGGGCUGCGGAAGCUUCAAAACCUACACUUACGCUCGAAUGGUCUCUCUAACAUCCCGAUUAGAGCGUUCCUCGAGUGCAGGAGUUUAGAGUUUCUGGAUUUGGGCUACAAUCGAAUCAAAGCUCUUACGCGCACUACAUUUUUAGGGCUACAGAAGCUGAUGGAGUUGCAUCUUGAGCACAACCAGUUCACACGGAUAAACUUUUUCCUGUUUCCCCGACUCGCCAACCUACGAUCACUUUAUUUGCAGUGGAACCGCAUUAAGGUCGUCAACCAGGGACUUCCAUGGACGUGGUAUACGCUGCAGAAACUCGAUUUAUCCGGAAACGAGAUCCAGGCCCUGGAUCCGGCCGUGUUCCACUGCUUGCCCAACCUUCAAGUUCUCAACCUGGAAUCCAACAAAUUGUCCAACGUGUCACAGGAGGCGGUGUCAGCCUGGAUCUCGCUGACUUCCAUCAGCCUCGCCGGGAACAUGUGGGAUUGUGCCACGGGCAUUUGUCCGCUCGUGGCUUGGUUGAGGAAUUUCCGCGGCACGAAAGACACCACGAUGAUAUGCAGCAGCCCCAAGUAUCUCCAAGGAGAGAAAAUAAUGGAUGCCACAAGAAACCAUGGUAUUUGUGAGGAAACUGAUUACGUUCUCACUGAGACACCCUCGCCGAUGUCAGAGCUUUUUUCGGAAGCCACCAACGAGCCCACAUUUGCCCCCACAAGCGGGUCUCCACUAAUGCCACCGACCUAUGGUCCACUCCCUCCCGUCGGGCCUCUACCAAUUCCCCAUCCUACACUCCCAGGGCACAUGAGCAAAGAUCCUAGAGACUCAGUAGCUCACAGUCAGCCCACUCACAUACUCCCUCCAGAGAUGGAGCACAUGACUCUACACAAAGUGGUGGUGGGAAGCGUGGCACUCUUCUUCAGCAUGUCUCUAAUUUUGACAAUUGUCUACGUGCUGUGGCGGCGCUACCCGGGCGCCACCAGAUUGCUACAGCAACGAUCCAUGGUGGGACGGAAGUGUCGCAAAAAGAGCCCAGAGCCAGAGCAGGACCUAAGCACCCAGCUCCAAGAGUAUUACAUGAGCUACAACCCGGCUGCCGCCCCUGAGGCGUUGGACGUGCUCGGCAACGGCACCGGCUCCUGCACUUGCACAAUUUCUAGCUCCAGGGAGUGUGAGAAUGAGUACACAUGUCCACGGCCCUUACCCGGCGCCUGGCUGGGAGAUCUGACUACCAUCCAUUAGGAAGAACCGCUUCGGACCGUGGAAAAAAAAGCAUCUUAACACAAAUGCGAGGAUAGCUACCCAAAGAACCUGUAAGGAUCAUAUUCAGAUUGUUCAGUGAAAAGAAACUCCCAAGAAAUAUCCCCGAGAAAAACUACGACUGAGAGGUAAUAAUACCUUUUUAAUAACUUCUAAAGGAAACUUUUCGCGAUGCCGACGGCGUGCUGUGGACGCAAGUACAGGAAUAUGACUCAUCUUGACUCUCGGGGAUUUCCGCGAGGACAAUUUGAUUGAUUUCAAAGAAAGAGACAUGCACUGUACAUAUUGUAAGAGGCUUUAAAAUGUGUUACUGGUGAAGAUGCACCCCCUUGACGGACCCCUGCGUAAUUUAAAAUAGAUUUUGUUUACACAGGAAGCAUCUUACAAGGUCGAUUUUUUUUUUGCUAUUUUCACAAGACCUGAUUGGUGUGUAUGUGCCUAACUGGAUCAGAAUCAGUGUGUUUUUGUUUUGUUUUGUUUGUUUGU
Molecule: messenger RNA, 2321 nt
Organism: Nerophis lumbriciformis (worm pipefish)
Lineage: Eukaryota; Metazoa; Chordata; Actinopteri; Syngnathiformes; Syngnathidae
Gene: lrrtm4l1
Product: leucine rich repeat transmembrane neuronal 4 like 1
Molecular function (GO): protein binding
Source: RefSeq, a predicted model, not a curated record